Molecule: messenger RNA, 648 nt
Organism: Microbotryum saponariae
Lineage: Eukaryota; Fungi; Basidiomycota; Microbotryomycetes; Microbotryales; Microbotryaceae
Source: the annotation of a GenBank genome assembly
AUGAAGCUCGUCAAACUCUUGGGCGCCAUGAUCGCUCGUUUCGCCUGCGCUUGCCAGGUCCACGCCGACGGGUGCCAAUCGGCAGAAAAUAGCGGGUGGUGAGUCUCCUUUUCUGUUCGAACACGUUGCCCUACCGAAUACUCACUCCAUCUCGUCGAAUUCAGAGGCUGCGCUCUGGUAGUUGCGCUCUUCACUUCUUUGAGUGCCUAGCAAGGCUCCAGGAGAUGAUUGGCUCGGACGGGUGCGCUUGAGUAUUCCCCUCGUAUCAGGUUGGGUGCCGCACUUACUUGAAGCUCCGUACUGAUAAGCGUUGUACCCGGUCAUCAAGACAAGACGACACGACACUCAAAAACGGAAGGGCCGAUUGCAUCAAGGCCUUCGACAAGUUCGAUACCACUAAGAAUUAUGCCGACUGCGUCAGUGUCCAAUGCGGGAGCUGUGAUAAGUGGCACAAGUGGUACGACCUAUUCUGGUGAAUCCCAUCCGUUUAUCGUUCGCUCUUCACCUUUUGAUCCCGCUAACCCCGCUGACGAGAAUUUUCUCUGGGUCUUCCUCUUUUGUACGUCGAGAAGGCUAAUUUGGGGCCGUCAUUUGUGUCAUAAUCGUCAAAAGAAACAUUGCCACGCCGUUUGGAUGGAUGACUCAUGA